GAAGUCAGUUGUGAUAUCAAGAUCAAGACCAAGCCAAACAAUCAUCAGCUGUGUGUUCCCGCGCUCGUCCUGACCAGCCCCUUCAAACACCCAGAAGGAGAAGUGGUGGUUUGGUGUUGCUGCCGUGCAUGAGCUGCCUGUGCACGCCGGCCCGGUAAAGGGUAACAAGGAUUCUGAAAUCUUACCAAUGCAAGAAUGGAAACUCAAAGAACAAAAGUGGCCUCAUUAAAGAAGAAUCGUGAAAGAGUGUUGGUGGCAGUGAGACUUGAGGAGUCAUCAGUUGCAAGUGAGAGAAACACAGCAUCCAGCUCUCCACUUUUUGAUGACUUUGAUGAUGACUUGUGCUUUGAGCUGGAGGAGGUGGGCAAGGAGCUGGACCGCUACAAAGAAGAGGCAUCACACUCACCUGAUCUCGAUGAGGUCCUUCCUCCUGGUAUGAUGCCCAGAGAGGGCUCCCCCUCCUCCACCACCUCCGGUUCCUGGCUCACCACCCCAUCUCCACCCAUCUCCCCUUUCCCCGUCUGCAUGCAGGAGGACACCACCAAGCAGAGGCCUCUCGAGGCACACUCUCCCACCUGCAUAGGGGCCACUGAGUUGAGAGGAACUGGUGCCAGAGCAGACUUACAUGAAGCAGUUCAAGCAUCUACCACUACAGUUGGACACAUCAGCUCCUCAGCCGCUGAAAAGAGUGAAGAUGAGUAUGAUUGCCAGUUGAAGGCUCUCAACUCCCUGAGAGUAUCUUUGGUUGUCAAAGUGAAGAUGCUUGUCACCCACAAAAAAAAUCUUUCCUUACAAAAGGAUUUGCUCUUGGAGAACUUUGAUGGCGACAAGUCUAAACUUAUUGAAAAUCUGCUUGAAAAUGUAUCUCAGUCUAAACAAAUAGAUGGUCAUAUUCAAAGCCUUAAUAAACAAAUUUCAAUGACCAAUAAGAAAAUUGUUGAUUUAAAGAAGUCAGGAACAGUGAUGAAUGAUGAUACAGAAAAGGAGCAACAUUCAAAAGUGAAUAGAGCUUUACAUGACAAGGGUGAAAAGAUGAGUGAAUAUAGUAAAAUUAGCCUUCCAAACAGUGAGUGUGAGACAUCACCAGGAAAAGGGGUGAGGAAAACAUCUUUGGAGGGAAAAAGUGCUACACAAAACAGUAAAAGUGAUGUAAGAAACAACAUAUUUCACUUGGGUCAUGAGUUUAGUCUUCCAAAGUCAGUGAAGCUCAGUGAAGUGCAGGAAAACAGUGCUUGUGAGGUAAUGGAAAAACUCUCUGGUCAGUUGGCAAUUCAUCCUACCUCCAAGAACACACUAUGGUGCAACACUUGUAACCUGUUCUUUGUCAGCAUCAAGAGCUACCUCAAGCAUCUGGAGGCCUCGGAACACCUGGACAAAGUGAAGACAAUGGGUGAGAAAUCUCUGUACAAGCUGUUCAGUCACUCCACAUACAUGCCUGAGGAGAAGGACAAAGACAGCAUGCAGGAAGAAGCAUUUGGGGUUGAGUUCCUUUGCUCAGCCAAAGUGGUCUUCUGUAGCCUGUGUGAGUGCAUUUUGCUGACUAGAGAAGAGGCCGCCAGCCAUGCCCAGUCACUCCAACACACCACGAAGUACAAGGAAUACCUAUUAAAUAACACUGGCAAAGAAUUGGCCUUCCUCAAAGCCAAGAUGGGAGCCUUCACUGAGUACUGCAAGAGAAGAAAAGUCACAGCAAUGGACAACAAGGUGAGAGAAGAAAGCAAGAACAAAGACCAGUAUUAGAAAGACAAUCCCAAUCAGAGAAUAGACUCAUCCAAAAACAAAAAGGUUUAUGUCAACUCUUCACUUGGAAGGAGUAUUGUGGGAGGGAGCAAAAAGAAGACAGCUGAGCUUCCAGCCAUGAGCAAGCGACAAAAGAUGGACACUGACUCACAAGCCUGACCAUUGUUCUAUUUUCUUUACUACUAAGGGAGACAGUCUAACAGAAACUUUGGGUGAAGGAAACCAAAUGGAGUGGUUGCAGGCUAACAGGAACUGGGUGAAUGAAGCCAAAUUGAGUAGUUAACAGCGUGCAAAUUACCAAAAAUAAUAAAAUGGUUACUCAAUCAUCAGAAAAUUAUAA
Molecule: messenger RNA, 2080 nt
Organism: Eriocheir sinensis (Chinese mitten crab)
Lineage: Eukaryota; Metazoa; Arthropoda; Malacostraca; Decapoda; Varunidae
Product: zinc finger matrin-type protein CG9776-like
Exons: 8
Coding region: 196-1740 (514 amino acids)
Biological process (GO): negative regulation of DNA-templated transcription; positive regulation of DNA-templated transcription
Cellular component (GO): nucleoplasm
Molecular function (GO): nucleic acid binding; zinc ion binding
Source: RefSeq, a predicted model, not a curated record